UCAGGAGGGAAGAAAGGGAGGGAAACUUGUCGGCCCAAAAUUCGUUCAUCCAAACGCGGACUUUCCCGGAGGGGAGGAACUCUGGCAAGGGAAAGCAAAACCCUUUAUAUUUUUUCCUUUCUCGACGGGGCCGGGUAACCCUUUGCGGUGAGGUUCUGGUUGGAAAAUAGGAACGUCCGUGGGAGGAAGUGGGCAGGAUGAAGGCAUCCAUGAAGUUCCGGGAAGACCAGAAACCCCUACUGAGAGCGAAGGUUCCGGUGGGAAUCUUAGGGUUUCCUUUCGUGUCUGGGAUAUCCGGGGGCGACGCCAGUGACCUUUCAUUCAGCAUCCAGACCGCAUGGAUCCCUGGCCUGUCUCUGAAGUUCUCCUACAGGCCCAACGACUCGUACAAUCCCUUCGUUUUUGCUGUGAAAUCCGGCAUCGGCAUCCCUAACUCGCCGGAGAAGUCAUCCGUCCUUGCCAUGGGUGCCGAGUUUAGCCUGUUGAGGAGAGGGAAUCCGUGCUUCAUGCUUCAGAUCAAGCCGGAGAUCGGUGACUUCUCGCUGAGAAGGUCCGUCGUGUCUCCGUCGGGCGGAAACCACCGGGCCAAGCUCGGGGCCUCCAGUGACGAGAUACCGGUGGAGAACCGGGGGGAGAACGGGAUGAUGGACAUUCCAGUGGAGAGGAUGCUGAAUUUCAAGGAUUCUCUGGGGCACUCCACGGCUGCCGCCGGGAUGCAGGAAUUCAUCUCCGGCACGGCGAUCAUGGCAAGGACGAAAUUUCCAUUGACGAAGAACGGCUUCUUGAAGAUUCGUUGGGGCGUUAAUUUCCCUCCGGAUAUGCAUGCCGCAGGCAGUAGCUUCCGUCACAGCUUCACCGGCGUAAAGCUCCCCUUCUUGACCGUCAACAAGAUCAGCAUCGAGAAUGUGGAGUCGGCGGCCGGGCCUCCUGCAACGGAAUUCCCGGGGAAAGAAGGGAGACAUUUGGAGGUGGCCCUGUCGAAAGGAAUGUUAGGCAUGAUGAAGGAGGACAUGGAGGCUCUUCGAAGGGAGAAUGACGUGGUGAGGGAGACCAUCCGUGAGCUGAAAUCUGUCAUUGGAAAACAAAAUGGUGGUAAUUUACUGGGGACGGAUUUUUCUGACGUAGAUGACAAGACAAAGAAGAAAAGGAAUGGCGCAGAUAAUGGAACUAGAGAGCGGAAACUACCUGAGUAUUCAGCAAGGUCGGGAAGUUCCUCCGCAGAUAUAAGUGAAGAGUUGAAGAAAGCCAUUAGAGGUUCAUCUGGUGCUUAAAAAAUGUAAAUUUGUUUUACCUUCCAGUCAAUUGCUUGUGGUUUUGUAAUGGAGUUUCUUUUCGAUUCACUAGCUUUUUAUGUUUUAGGAAGACAAUGGGAGAACCAUAGCCACUGUAUCAUAGUUGUAGCCAUAAUUGUGGCGAAAGGUAUUCAGUUUAGUUUGUUUGCCAUUGGCAACUGCACUUCUCUGUCUGAUAAAUGGAAAAUUCUAUCUUUGCUUGCCGUGUCA
Nymphaea colorata (pocket water lily) is the source of this 1502-nucleotide messenger RNA. RefSeq lists its product as uncharacterized. The transcript has a single exon. Lineage: Eukaryota; Viridiplantae; Streptophyta; Magnoliopsida; Nymphaeales; Nymphaeaceae. Bases 198 to 1271 code for a protein of 357 amino acids. The record is from RefSeq and is a predicted model, not a curated record.